Molecule: messenger RNA, 3238 nt
Organism: Amphibalanus amphitrite
Lineage: Eukaryota; Metazoa; Arthropoda; Thecostraca; Balanomorpha; Balanidae
Product: protein arginine N-methyltransferase 7-like
Exons: 13
Coding region: 589-2688 (699 amino acids)
Biological process (GO): peptidyl-arginine methylation
Molecular function (GO): protein-arginine omega-N monomethyltransferase activity
Source: RefSeq, a predicted model, not a curated record
AUGCCCUAAAAUUUUCAAAGCUUGAAAUUGAAAUGGGAGGAAUGUGAUAUUUAUCACAUGGCCGGAAGGUGUAAAUCUUCAUCACAGUUCAUUCUAUCAAUUUUUCAGGUUCUUUGGCAUUUGCCACACAUUUUGACUAGGUACAUCAUGUUUCCACAAAAUACAAAUGUUUUGAGUAGUAAUAGACAAAUAUAUAUAUUGAGACGGGUUAUACAGCACAUUGGGUGGACGCGUUUCGUCUAAAUGACUUUUUCGACACCCUCUCGGAAAUUAAAACAAUACAAACACACAAGAAUAAAACUAGCACAGCAGUCUCACACUCUGUUGAAAUACAGCAUGCUAAGAAUGCGCAUUACUACAAAUGAUAACCUUCGAUAAAAACUAUUUGUCGGUACACAGCUACUGUUACAUAAUCAUCGACGAGAAUAGAAAUAAAAAUAGCACACUUAUAACGACUCGAACGGUAGGUAAUCUACUACAACAGCAUCAGAACUUGGAAGCCACGCUGCCUCUGUGAGCUGCAGCCAGUUACUCCGCUGCAGAGAGCAGGAGUGGUGUGAACCGGUCCUUAGCUGCCACCAGAAGCGGAUGCGCGUGGCGCCGCUGCUGGUAUCAGCGGUUCGGCGUGGUAUGAGCGUGUUCACACAGCGCGUAAACCCCGUGACGGGCGUCGUGGACUGGGAGAUGCAGCCCGAAACGUACGACUACCAGCAGGAGGUGGCCCGCUCGGCGUACGCCGAUAUGCUGCACGACACCGAGCGGAACCAAAAGUACGAGCAGGGUCUGAAGGCGGCUGUUACGGCGUUGCGCGCGGCCGGCCGGCCCGUCCAUGUGCUGGACAUUGGUACUGGCACCGGACUCCUCUCAAUGAUGGCGUGUCGCCUGGGAGCCGACUCGGUCACCGCCUGCGAGGCGUUCCGACCGAUGGCCGAGUGUGCCGGCCGCAUCCUGGCGCAGAACGGUCUCUCGGAGCGCGUGCACCUGGUGCCCAAACGGUCCACCGAGCUGACUGUGGGGCCCGAGGGAGACCUGUCCCGCCGCUGUAACCUGCUGGUGACCGAGGUGUUUGACACGGAGCUUAUCGGAGAGGGCGGCUUGCAGACGUUCAAACACGCCCACCAGCAUCUGCUCGAGCCGGGCAGUCUGGUGGUGCCCUCGUCAGCAGUGGUGUACGCUCAGGUGGUGCAGUCGGCCGCCGUGCGCCGCUGGAGUCGCUUCUCUCCUCUGGGCUCACUACACGUGCCGGAUGACGUGUCCGAGUGCCACGGCGCGGCGGCCGUACACGACCUGCAGCUGAGCCAACUGAGCAGCUCAGACUUCACGGCGCUCUCACAGCCGGUGCCCGUGUUCGGUUUCGACUGGACCAACCGGACGCCGAUCGUGUUCGACCGGACAUCGGUGGCGCGCGUGGAGGCCGUCAACUCUGGCACCGCACAUGCCGUCUUCAUGUGGUGGGACAUCACCAUGGACCCGGCCGGAGAGGUGCUGCUGUCGUGCGCGCCCUACUGGGCCCACCCGGACACUCAGGGGCGCACGGGCAGCGGGCCGGAGGACAUACCGUGGCGCGAUCACUGGAUGCAGGCGGUCUACUACCUGCCGAGAGAGGUGCGCCUGCGCAGGAGAGACGAGUUUAACCUGGUCUCGUCGCACGACGAGUACAGCCUCUGGUUCUCCGUCAACGAUAGCGAGGACGUACCAGUGCCGGGCGAGGUCAGUGACCCGGCACCCAUCUGCCUCUGCGGCCUCCACGUGACCGUCAGCCGGACCCGCGCGGGUGCCAUGAACGACCCGCGGCGCCACCAAUUAUACACGGCCGCCCUAGAGCAGGCCAUCACGCCCGGCUGCUCCGUGAUGGUCAUUUCGGACGCGUGUAUAUACGCCGUGCUCGCCGCUCAGCUGGGCGCCGGUCGGGUCUACGUCCUCGAAUCGAGUCGCAUCACGCGCCGAGCGCUGGAGAUGUACUGUCGGGACAACGACGCCGACGAUAUAGUGCAGUUUGUCGACCCGGAGUCGGUACAGACGACGGUAACCCAGCCUGUGGAUGUACUGUUUGGGGAGCCGUUCUUCUACGGUUCGGUGUUGCCGUGGCAUGAUCUGCACUUCUGGUACCGGGCACGGCAGCUGGACGGCCUGUGCUCAGAGAAAACACGGACGAUCCCUCACUCCGCCGAGCUGCGCUGUGUCGGUGUCGAGUACCGCGACCUCUGGAAGAUCCGAGCGCCGCUCCACUCGGUCGAGGGGUUCAAAAUGGACCUCUUCGAUGACCUGAUCGAGUCUGCGUGUCAGGUGGCUGACAGUGAGUGCGAGCCCCACCCUCUCUGGGAGUACCCGUGCCGGGCGUUAACGGAGCCCCUAUCACUGGCCACGUUUGACCUGGCUGGGGGUGCGCCGGCCGACCUACAGAGCACCACCAAUAUGGAGAUCACAGCGCCCGGCUCGUGUAACGGCGUGGCGCUCUGGAUGGAGUGGAUUCUGGACCCGGCCGGCCAACAGCGGCUCACCACGGGGCCUCUGCAGGCGCCGCGGCCCGGCCAGCAGAUCGUCUGGGACCGGUACGCCCGCCAGGCGGCCCACCUCAUCAGAGAACCCCGGCCCGUGACCCCCGGCGCCGACCGUCUCCGCUGUCAGUUCAGCUUCGCCGCCAAAACGGGCGACCUGCAGGUCAAGUUCGCCGUGGAGUCAGCGUGAGGCGGUGGCGUUGUGUGGAGAUGAUGGUGGGUGGUCUCGGGAUGGGAAGGGGAUCGUUGGUGCUUGUAGAGGCUGCAGUAUUCCGUGGAAGGUGUGAGGAGGAAACUCGUCAACUGUGCGUGCCUUCUGUGGUGAGUGUUGAUGUACCGCUGGUGGCGCUCGUCGCGGCGGGUCCUCUGGCGAAGGUGACGCGGCCAUUGGCUGAGCGUGGGACGUGCUGCCUUCUUCCGGAGUCCGCCGUGACGGUGCUACGGACCGGCGCGGCGGGUCAGAGAUAACAGUCCGGCCCGGACUGAACUGAGGCCGCACCAGCCUGCGAACUCCAAGUUAUACUGCAUGGGCCAGUGGGACCUGAGCGGGUCCAAAGGAGCACGGGUGGCUGAAAACGAUGGUGCCUGAAAAAUGAAUGAACCUCCCUGUGGGAGUCACGGCGCGCUACAUGAAGGUGUCGUAUUGUUGUCCGUUUAUAAGGUAGGCUCCAGUAGCCCACUUUGUUAAAAUCAUGCGGUUUUAUUGGUCGGUGUUUCAUAAAAUACAUUUUCAUUUGAUA